AUGCCAAUGUUGAGGCAGCACAAACACCGAGGUACGGAACCAGUACGAACUUCCCAAACACCUAUGGAUGGCGAACUUUAUGGAACAGCAAGACGACAGCCGUCGAUGACAACUUAUGAACAAACGCAAUCGUCCCUUCGCAACCGAAACUGCGUACCCGCCGCCCCAGCACCGUCGGCUACCAUGACGGGACACGACGCAUCUCUCCCUCUGGACCGAUCGUAUUCCACACGCGCACAGCAAACUCGACGCUCUGCUGGGACGAAGCAAUCCCCUGACUCGAAGCCGAGAGCUCGCCUAUGGAAGAAUGGGUGA
Rhinocladiella mackenziei CBS 650.93 is the source of this 315-nucleotide messenger RNA. RefSeq lists its product as uncharacterized. The coding region runs from base 1 to 315 and encodes 104 amino acids. The transcript has a single exon. The record is from RefSeq and is a predicted model, not a curated record. NCBI's taxonomy places the organism in Eukaryota, Fungi, Ascomycota, Eurotiomycetes, Chaetothyriales, Herpotrichiellaceae.